UUUGCCUGCUGGAAUUUUUAUGAAGUAACUUCCCUUGCUAUUGAGCAUCAGCAUCAAAGAGACAUCAUGUGUUGCAGUGACAUAGUCAUCAUUGUCCUCGCAAUGGGUUUUAUAAUAUCUUGGUAUAAACUGCCUGGUAUUGCAGCAAAAACAGAAACUCUGCCUAGAAAAUGUCAACGUCCUCCAAGAUACGGAUCGUGCAAAGAAUUGUUUCAAAACUUUUACUAUGAUCCCAAGGGCAGUAUGUGCCGUACGUUCCUUUACAGCGGCUGCGGAGGCAACAGAAAUAACUUUCCAACUCUUGUGGAAUGCAUUUAUGAAUGUGAAAAGUUUGACCUCCGCACAUCCUGGUUGAACCUGGCAGGUGAUGCUCAGUGGAAGCGAGAUACAGCUCCAAAAUGCAGACUCAGACGAAGAAUAGGAUGGUGCAGAUCUAAGUUGCCUCGCUAUUAUUAUGAUUACAAGAACCAGAGAUGUAGGCCCUUCAUAUAUAGUGGUUGCAGAGGCAAUGAAAACAAUUUUGCAUCUUACAGAGAGUGUGCUGUGGCUUGUGAACCAUUUGGAAAUAUUGACUAUUCAAAAUUGCCUCAGUGGAAUCCAGAAACUAUGCGUGACACAUGUGAGCUGCCAAUAGAUGUAGGACCUUGCAGUGCAAACUUUCUUCGUUUUUAUUACGAUGCCAAAACAAAGACCUGCAAGCCAUUCAGUUUUGGAGGCUGUAAUGGCAAUAACAAUAACUUUGUGACUCUACAGGAUUGCAUUCGGGAAUGUAGACGGCCAGGAGCGGAGGAAGAAGAAAUCAAAAAUGUCUGUGAUGAAGUCCAAGAAGAAAUGGACCACACACCAAAAUGGGACUGCUUGGUAAUCCUAGGGGACUUGAUGGCCAGUGGAACCAGAGCAGAAUCAGACAGCGGAGAGAGAUAGGCCCUUUUCACACUGGGAUUUUUUGAGCGCAGAAGUAGGGUCAGUUCGCAUUGGCCGAUGCGUAUUCACAUUCUAUCACAUUGUUGUUUCACACUUGUGAGCUCAGAAUACGCAUUGGCCGAUGCGUAUUCACGUUAUAUCGCACUGUAUUUUCACACCUGGGCGGCCUUCCAAAUUGAGGG
This is a messenger RNA of Sceloporus undulatus (fence lizard), 1106 nucleotides long. RefSeq names its product actinia tenebrosa protease inhibitors-like. The transcript is spliced from 8 exons. The record is from RefSeq and is a predicted model, not a curated record. The coding region runs from base 67 to 924 and encodes 285 amino acids. Gene Ontology annotation, molecular function: serine-type endopeptidase inhibitor activity. Lineage: Eukaryota; Metazoa; Chordata; Lepidosauria; Squamata; Phrynosomatidae.